AUGGAUUACUCGCGUGAAAACUCUCGUGGAAAUCGUCGAAACGAUGAAGAAGACAGACGUCGCGACAAUCGACGUCCACGAGAGCGUGGAAGAGAACAUGAACAGCAAGAUCUUGAUCAGACGCCAGAAAAAUUACGGUUUAUAGUAAUUGAACUGGUAAUGCCAAGCGUUAGAGAAUUGCCUAUGAGUUCAUCUAUUUACGCUACAUUAGUUGGCCUUAUCAACGUGGGGAAGUCUGACAUAGCUAAGGCCAUAGUCACAGAAACUUCUGAAAUAUUACAGCAAAAUCUGAACGUGGGUGAUUGGCGAGAGGUUAAAUUAACUCUGAAAUUUUUUGCAGAGUUGACAAAUGCUAAUGUGAUUCAGCCGGAAACUUUACUUAAAAUCUAUGGGAAUUUAUUGAGUGUGCUAGAUGAGCCGGUAAUUAAAAAGCGCCGUGCGGAUACUUUUAUAAAAAUCGUUUUAUCCACUUUACCAUACAUUGGCAAACGGUUAAAAGACCGCGAGCCUACAAAAUUUGAACAGAUGUUAAACAAAAUUCAAAGUUACUUUAACGCCAGAACACAGCAAAGUCAAUUUGGUG
Ambispora leptoticha is the source of this 583-nucleotide messenger RNA. The record is from the annotation of a GenBank genome assembly. NCBI's taxonomy places the organism in Eukaryota, Fungi, Glomeromycota, Glomeromycetes, Archaeosporales, Ambisporaceae.